Messenger RNA from Dreissena polymorpha, 2783 nucleotides. RefSeq lists its product as uncharacterized. The coding region runs from base 340 to 1389 and encodes 349 amino acids. Lineage: Eukaryota; Metazoa; Mollusca; Bivalvia; Myida; Dreissenidae. The transcript has 3 exons. The record is from RefSeq and is a predicted model, not a curated record.
AUUUCACAGUUUUGUAGACAGUAUAUUUAAUACCAACACAACAACACACAUGUUCAACACAUGCAUGAUGGACAGCCUUUAAGCUGUACAUUAUCUAAGGCGACUUUGCGAGAUUAACUUUCCGUUCUACCUGUAAACAUACAGGUAUUUAGGUCAGCUCCAAAACGGAUGUUUAUAUUCGUAUUAUCCUAUCAAAAUCCGCGAUUUAUUUAAUGGUGCAAUGAUUCUAAGUGGAAAUGUUUUGUUCUCAAAUGUGAACGAUUGAAAUUAUGUAUUAAGAGUAAUGAAACCACUGAAGUGAAAAAGGUAAACAUUGAAAAGAGAAAGUGAUAAACGAAUAUGGCGGACAGGGUGACAGUCAUUUGGAUAGUCGCAGCGGUACUAGGGUGUCUGGCCCUACUUUUCCAGUUGAUAGGGCUGCUGACCCCGGCCUGGGUGUACACAAGCGGCGAAGGGGACUCAACGAUGAAGGGGUACGACCUCCAGACGGGGCUGUGGUACAGGACCAAGUGUAGCAACGUGGAUUGUAGAAGGAUUUCGUUCGGAGAAGAGUUCCUCACCGACCCUCCGAAUCUGAGUUCGAACCGCGGGCUGGCUGUGGUUGGCUUUCUGCUCUGCCUUCUUGCGGUGGCGUUAUUCUUGGUGAACAGAGCCUGCUGGAAGCGCCGAACCCUGCGGCAGAUCACCCUGCCGACGUCUAUUGUUCUCUGCUUCCUAUCAUUUGUGUUCACCAUCAUUCCGGUCGGCCGCACGAUUUCCGAAAUCGACGAAUUGGGGACCAAGCUAGAUACGAGGUUUCGAAAUAUGCCCUACCGGGUGGUUUUACGGUCGCCAUAUUCCCUUGCCCUAUUCGCGGUGGGGUCAUUCCUUAUACUUGUGGCGGCGAUUCCAAUGGUCAUAAACUUAGUUUUCUAUCGCAAUCGGGAACUAGAUGACGACGAAUACGUCGACAGGCCCGUGACAUUCGCCAGCAAACCUUUGCCAACGGAGAAAAUGAUGGCCGAACCUCGCAAGGGCGACCGUUUGGACUCGUAUGCCCAUCGCCCGCCAUCUAAGGAGGAAUUGGACGACAGAGGACGUCACUAUAAGACCGAACGGGAAUACACCGUGGGACUUCCUAGUGCCAAUGUUUCGCUCGACUCCAAACGGGACCGCGGCGAAUCGAGAGGGGAUUAUGUCGAGCCGAACCGGUUUCGCGGUAAACCGAAAUCUCCCGGGAGAUACACCGACGAUUAUUACGAUGAUCACAAUGUUUCGGACAGUGAAAAUCCUGAUGAUUACGAAUACCCCGAGCGUACUUCACAUCAGUCGUACGCGCACAUGGAUCAGCCGAAAACAGGAAAGACUCGCGUUUCAAACCCUGGUUAUGCCCGCAGUAGCGUUAUUUAGACAUGUGUUUCAAAGUCCGCGUGUUAGCCUCUGGCAGCUAUGCAUAAGUACGUAUAGAGUUGUCUGACGACUUGUGUAGCAGUCCUUUGCUUUAUGAUUCUUACAUUUUACUCUAUAGGCUUAUCUCACUUAACUAUGAUCUUUACGGUAUAUGAAGUGUUGUGUUUAAAUGAUUUCCUAAAUGUUCUUCCAUUGAUAAUCAAAACUACAUGUAGCCGAUACUUCAUUAUUUGUUUAUGCAUUUUGUAUAAAAUAUGAUUGGGCGUGCAAAUACGUGUUCUAAGUUGGCAUAUGUGAUCUUAGUGAAAUAUAAUGUACCUGUUUUUUAUCAUACCUCCGCAUUAAUAUCUGCCUAACAUAACUCGGCAAGCCUCGCCGUUAUAUUAUUCUAAGCCUUGACUGAUAUAUUACAAAAAGAUCAGGCAGUAACCUGUUAUUCUCUAUAUAUAUCAUUUUUAAAUGUUGCACAUGGACGUGUUUUUCACAGACGAGUAGAUUUUGAAAAGACUUAUUAAGACUUUGGAUAAACCGACCUAACUGGGGAAACCAACCAAGUUGGCCCAUUAGAAAUCCUUUUUAAAAUGUAUACCCUCUUAACUGAUUUUAUCAGAAAGAAUCUACCAUUAGUAGAUACAAAUGGAUCAGCGUUGAUUGUACCUACGAAUUAGAUGUAUGGAGAUGUGUUGGAAAUUCGUAGAACAUUUAUUUACUAACACAUGUGAUACAAAUUUUAUCUAAUGGGAAGCAACUCUUGCCUCACGGUGCUGAAUGAUUGAACUCCCUUUCUACUAGAUAAAUCCAUGUCAUUAGACGUAUUUAAUAUGUCUUAUAAGUACAUGUUAAAGUACAUGUGUAUUUGUUCAAUUUAUAGACUAGCUGAUUUGAGUGUGAAAACAUUUUAAGUACGGUGGAUGUGUUUCGCACAGGAUUGUUUUAUUGCUCGUUAUUGUUUACAGAUCUACAUCAAGUGUUUCAUAUUAUAUUCAGAAUGGUUAUAAAAAACUGACGAUAUGUGUGAAGUGAUAUUUGAAAUUGAUUUUGUUAAUACUGCACAUAAUUAUUGUAUUUAAGAGAUUCAGAGAUUAUUUUGUAUGAUUCGUUUUCUCAUAUAUGUUUUAUGUUUACAUGUACAAAUAUAAUCUUGGAAUCUUUAAAAUUUUGCAAACUUUUACUCAAACAAACAUGAAGCUCUCAACAACCUAAACCUUGCCGCAUUUUACUGCAGGAAAUAAUGUUCUGAUAUGUGUAUUCAUUAUCAGAACUUAAAAACAUAUAUUACUGUAAGCAGAUUAAUUGUAUGUCAUUUAUUUGUGUAUAAACAGUUUGAUGUGUUCGUUUAAAUAUCAGGCACUUUAUCGAUUUGAGAUAAAAAUAUAAAUACAUUGUUUAAAUCA